AUGACACCGGCUUCACUCCGACCUCCUCGACAUCACAUCCUUAUCAGGUUCACCGAAAACGGUCCAUCCGUCGAGCUGGUCGCCGUGCACACUCCUCGAGGCGGAGGCCGGGUCCCGGUCGGCUCACCGACGAAACCUUGUGAGUUAUAUUGCUUUGUUUGGGAGGUUUCGGGUGGCAAGAGCGGUGGGGUCAGGAGCAGGUGCGGCGGGUCAGCGCGCGGCGACGCGGCACAGCGCUAG
This is a messenger RNA of Danaus chrysippus (African queen), 240 nucleotides long. NCBI's taxonomy places the organism in Eukaryota, Metazoa, Arthropoda, Insecta, Lepidoptera, Nymphalidae. The record is from the annotation of a GenBank genome assembly.